This is a messenger RNA of Cuscuta campestris, 939 nucleotides long. NCBI's taxonomy places the organism in Eukaryota, Viridiplantae, Streptophyta, Magnoliopsida, Solanales, Convolvulaceae. The record is from the annotation of a GenBank genome assembly.
AACCAACUGAAUCUCAGGAUCUGGCGGGCGCUAAACUCUUGGCUGAAUCUCAGGAACGAAAAGGGUGCUCCCGAAAUCCUCCGGUAUGAGGCUGCUGUUGUCCAAAGAUCUCGCGAACAGAUCCAAUUGAUGGAGGAAACUGUGGAGGAUUACACUAAAAAUGGUGUUGAUUCACUCACUGUGUCUCUUUACCAGAUGGACCUGGACAGAACCAUGUUUCUAUUGAGAUCAUAUUUGAGAACUCGUCUCCAAAAGAUUGAGAAGUACGUGCUUCACAUCCAAAGAUCUGAUGAAUUAUGGAACCGUUUAUCAAAACAAGAACAAAGAUUUGCUCAGAGGUCUGCAGAAGAUAUACAGCAACAUUUAGAACAAUCAGUGCUCUCAAAGUUCCCUCCUGGUUUCAACUCUCACUUGAAGCAAUCUUCUUGCAGCGAGAAAGAUGACAUGGUACCAGAACCACGUCCGAACCUUCACGUCAUCUGCAGGAGUAAGAGGGAUUUGGGAGCUUUUCAGCUGGAUGACAGAGGGGAAGAUAUUAUCCGCAUUGAAGCGGACGAUCUGUACGCAUUGCCUUACAAGUCGAUCAAGCCACUCGUUGAAAACGGGCAGAUUGAUAUUGCGUGAGAGCACCAUCCAUCCCAGAGGAUAUGAAUACACACACACAGAGAGAGAGAGAGAGAGAGAGAGAGAGAGACCUCACGCUCAUCUUGGAUGUACAAUGUAACUUUAUUGGUAGGUGAAAGAAAGGAACCAGCAGAUGCAGUUUCAAGAACCCAAUUUGUAUUUGUAUGACUUUUUUUUCCACCAAAGAUUUCUGUAAUUUCUAGUUUGUCACUAGUCUGUUAUUCAAGCUUUGCUCGAAUAAGUUCAUAAAAACUACUCCCAAAAUUCAAAAUCUCACUUUGGAUUAAGGCUCUUGAUUAAAUUAAGAGAAAUUUA